UGUAAAUGUGAAACUGUAAAUGGCCUUUUUGGUUUAAGUAAAAAUCACGAUUAAUUUAACCAUGGAAGAUGAGGAAUUAGUAGGUUGCAUCAGCUGCAUGAGUAGCAAUGAUUUAUGCGACCUAUUUGUUGUCGACUCUGAUAACGAAGAUAGUUAUGGGAAAAUGUUUGAAACAUGCUUUGGUAUCAAGAUCGAUGGUAACCUGAAAUAUAUCUGUGCCAAUUGCAUAGAAAAAUUGGAGAUAGCUACAGCCUUCAAACAGCAGACCUUGAACACUAUAUCUGUCAUGAAAAGCAUAAAAGACGAAGAAUAUCUGGAUGAGAAUAUUUUGGAAGAGGAAACGAGAGGCGACAGCGACGAAGUGAAGCCUGGUUGUGAUACUUUGGAUGAGGAGCACGCGAUUCAGACCUUGGACGAGACGCGUUGUAUCUACUGCGAGCUGCAACUGUCUUCGGUAGACGAAGCCCACGAACAUAUCAGAUCGAUACACGAGGUCGAACCACGCACCGGCAUGCCUCUGAGGAAGUGUCUCCUCUGUGGAGAGCCGAUGAAAGACCCAGCUGAGCAUGUCAACCAAUGCCAAAACAUAAAAACGGAGAUGGAAAGCCGUCAGUACUCGUGCCACUUCUGUGAAAACGUGUACAGUAGCAGGAAGGCUUGCUUCACACAUCUUCGGAUGAAACAUGGGCUGAAAUUCAUCAUUGACCAAACAAUGAAGAACGUGUCAGGGGAGCGCAAGAAAUGCCCCAUGUGUACCCGGGACUUUAGCCAGAAGCAGAUCCUCAAUAAGCACCUGUGGAAGGCCCAUGGCUUAGAGGUGGAAAAGCGGAAAGCCUUCAUCUGUCCUCUCUGCGAUGAGCGGGUCAGCUACGGCUCACACUUUAGCGCCCACCUCCUCCACACGCACAAGGUGUGCGAGCAGGUGGAACAGUUAGAAUUUUACAACAUGGAUGAUUUCCUCCUGUUCAAAAGCGCCAUUCAAGAGGAGACGAAGUACCGCUUCAGGAAGACGACGGCGAGCAAACAGACAAUAGAGGGAGUCCGUUCCCACUACAUGUGCAGCCAAUCUGGAGUCUAUGUCUACCAGGGUAAAGGCAAGCGUCCGGCGCCAGAGCGCCAAAUCUACAAGACUGGCAAGGCUUGCCCGGCGCACAUGAUCGUGACGGAGACCUUGGACAGAGUACUUGUAACCUUCUACAAGACUCAUGUUGGACAUGGCCCAUGCCCGUAUUACGAGCCGCGGGAGCCGAAGAAGGUGAAAACGGAGAAUCAGACCAGCGACUGCGACGGCGCGGACGGCGGCCACGCCUGGGUCUGCGACACGUGCGGGCUGCGCUUCGUCAGCGGCUCCAAGUUCAACCUGCACGUGGCCGGCCACGGCCUCGGCCUGCUCCCCUGCCAGUACUGCGGGGAGGAUUUCAGAGACAUUGAAGCCUGGACAGAACAUAUACAAACACAGCACAACGCUGGAUCUUCAUAUGAAUAUAACAAUUACAAUGUCAUUUAAGAAUAAUCAAUGUGUGACCGCGUUUUGUUGACCUACCGCAGGUUGUAGUGGUGUUGCAAAAUAUGGUGCAUACAAAUCGA
Molecule: messenger RNA, 1587 nt
Organism: Plodia interpunctella (Indianmeal moth)
Lineage: Eukaryota; Metazoa; Arthropoda; Insecta; Lepidoptera; Pyralidae
Product: zinc finger protein 711-like
Exons: 11
Coding region: 62-1507 (481 amino acids)
Source: RefSeq, a predicted model, not a curated record